CAUGCCUCCCCGCCGCCAAAGGCCCACGCCGGGGGCGGCAGAAAGUUUCCGAAGAAACACACGUGAUAACAUAAGUGUGUGUGUGUGUGUGUGCGUGUGUGGCAUUUCCGCUCGCCCCCUCCUCAAAACCACGUGCACGAGGGAGCCUUAAGGGGCGCCAGAGGGGCGUAACGACCUAGCGGCCGUGACCUUGCGCGGACAGACGGACAGGAGAAACACGAGCGGUCAACAGAGCAGCUCGGCGGCCCGGAACCUGCGAGUGACAAUAAAGGACCAAUAGGAGCGCUUCCGCGAGGGGUCCUUCACUAGAAAUUCUGGCGUACAUCAAUUUUUCUGUUUUUCUUGAUUUUUCUUGAUUUUUCUUGAUUAUUUUCUGACUUUUCUUUGAUUUUUUUUUAUUUUUUCAUGAUUUUUUUGGUAAUUUUUCAUGAUGUUUUCGUGAUCUUUUCUAAGGGUGUGCACUGAUUUUUUUGAGUUAAGGACCCCUCGCGCUUCCGGACACCUAUCUCUAUUGCAACUUAUUAACCCGGUGAACUCGCCUUGUUCGCGUCAACAACAAUGGCGGUCGGCGCGCGCUGCUCGGAGACGGUGACGGUGCUGCGCGCCCCGCUCGCCUCGCCGAACUCUCCACCGCUAGCUCCUCUGUCACCUCCUGUCCCCCCAUGAACCCCAACCCCGGCCUGGCGGAGCCCAGCAGGGCGCAGCAGGCGGCCGAGCCGCAGCCCGGGCCCAGCGGCCUGCAGCAGCAGCGCGGCAGGAGCAGCAAGGCGAUCAGGGCGAGCAGGGCGGCGGGGGACAGCACGAGUGACAGCGCGCUGAGCGACAGCGACGCGGACAGCGAGGCGGACAGCGAGGCGGACAGCGAGGCGGACAGCGCCCUCGACGGCGACACCAGCGGGCGCAGCAGCAGCCGCAGCAGCCGGAGCGCCAGCCCGGCGCCCAUGUCGUCGGGGUCCAGCCCCGACAGCGACCUGGACGCGGAGAUGGUGAACAAGGCGGUGAUGCGGCUGCGACGGCGCGUGCUCGCCUCGCCGCCGCGCCCCGUCCAGGACGUGGAGGCCCUGCUGCAGGACGCGGGCGGCGCGAUGCGCGCGCGCGUUCGGGCGCUGCAGCCGCGCCGGGACGUGCCGUGCUGCAGCCUGCCAGAAGGGCCGCAGCGGCGGCGGCGGCGGAGGAGGAGGCCGAGGAGCGCCCGCGGACCCCGGCCGUCGAGGUCGCGAUCACGGUCGCGACCCCAGUCCCGGUCCCUCAGCAGAAAGUCGACCGAAAGCUGA
This is a messenger RNA of Frankliniella occidentalis (western flower thrips), 1274 nucleotides long. RefSeq names its product clumping factor B-like. NCBI's taxonomy places the organism in Eukaryota, Metazoa, Arthropoda, Insecta, Thysanoptera, Thripidae. The transcript is spliced from 3 exons. Bases 663 to 1274 code for a protein of 203 amino acids. The record is from RefSeq and is a predicted model, not a curated record.